GGGAGCAGGAGGCAAUAACCCGUCGUCGCCGGCACAACCUGGUCCAGACAUGGCAUCCCCGCUGCCUCUCGCCUGUCUGAUCGUUCUGUCCCUGUGGGCAAUAAAUGAAGUGUCCGGGGCCAACGUUUCUCCGUCCGACUGCUGCCUGAGAGUCAAAAACAAAGUCAUUCCCCGACAGAACGUCAAACACUUUUUCCUGCAGGACGAGUCCAGCGGCUGCAGCAUCAAGGCCGUCGUGCUGGUCACUCGUAGGAACAGACACCUCUGCGUUCCCCACCACGUCGAGUGGGUCAAAAACAUAAUGGAGGACGUCCAACGCCGCAGAGCACGGAAAAAGCGUCACAACCAAAGCUGCGAGAUCCGAUCAGCCUAACAGCCCCCCCCCCCCACCGGGGGA
This is a messenger RNA of Spea bombifrons (plains spadefoot toad), 397 nucleotides long. Its product is annotated as C-C motif chemokine 19-like. Gene Ontology annotation, biological process: positive regulation of GTPase activity; chemokine-mediated signaling pathway; neutrophil chemotaxis. Gene Ontology annotation, molecular function: CCR chemokine receptor binding; chemokine activity. The record is from RefSeq and is a predicted model, not a curated record. Gene Ontology annotation, cellular component: extracellular region. Bases 50 to 373 code for a protein of 107 amino acids. The transcript has 4 exons. NCBI's taxonomy places the organism in Eukaryota, Metazoa, Chordata, Amphibia, Anura, Pelobatidae.